AGUGUGUCUACAUCAAGUUCUGCAUCAACAUCAUCAAGUGCUUCGACCUCGUCGUCAGUGUCGACAUCAUCAAGUGCUUCGACGUCAUCGUCAAUAUCAACUUCAUCAAGUGUAUCAACAUCGUCGUCAGUGUCGACAUCAUCAAGUGCUUCAACAUCGUCGUCAUUGUCAACAUCGUCGAGCGCUUCAACAUCAUCGUCAGUGUCUACUUCAUCGAGUGUGUCAACAUCGUCGUCAAUUUCGACCUCAUCGAGCAUUUCAACAUCGUCGUCUGCAUCAACUUCAUCCAGUGCUUCAACAUCAUCAUCAGUGUCGACAUCAUCUUCUGUCUCGACGCCAAGUACAACAAGGUAUGUGCUUUAUAAAUUCACUUCAGUCUCGUAUGGGACUCUAAUCCCACCCAGGGUCCCAGGUUGGGAUGGUGGGAUCCCGCCUUAGGUGGUGGGAUCCCACCUUUCUCACCUGGGAUUAAAAUUUGAUCCCAUUUGGGAUCCUACAUUUAAUGCGGGAUUCCUGCAUCCCAUCCGGGAUCUUAGAUGGGAUUUCUGCAUUCCACCCGGGAGUUUAGGCGGGCGUUAUGCAUUCUACCUGGGAUCCUACUCGGGAUUUACGUAUCCCACCUUGGAUUCUUUAUCCCAACUAAGAAAAUAUUGUUUUGCUGUUUUUAUUCUUACAAAACAUUUUUGUGAGAGUUCCAAUACUUAUGGAUCAUCCACACACUCCGCAAAGAUUUGGCCUGCGGACAAGACAGAGGUGGUCACUGUUCCCUUCGAGAAAAUACACCUUUUAAAUGACUUCUUCAAUUUGCUUUAUUUGGAACUCUGAUCUGAAAUUGUUUUUAAAAAAAGUCUUGUAGUGAGAAGCACAAACCGAGUUUCUUUUCAUAACUUAAUUUCUUAAAUGUUCCAAUCACUGGACCUCCUAAAAAAUAUUAGAUCUUUAUGUUUUUGGUGCAAAAUAGAAGUCCUUCUUUACAUACAAAUGAAAAGUGCAAGUCACAGUUCAAUAAUAACAGCUCUAAAGUUUAAUUGUUGUUCUUCUCUGAGUCGUCAAAAUUGUUCUAUUCCUUGUAAGUCUGGUAUAAAAUUUUAUUAGUAGUAUAAAAUGACAACCUUGUAUCUUCUCUCCACCCCUUUCCAAGCUUGGGAACGCUUCGGACUAUGCAUAACCAUUUGUAGACGGGAAUUCCAAUGCACCUUUGUAAUCACAUAUAGUUGCUUCUGCCUCUCUUGCAAAUUUUUCUCCGUUACGAGACGCACUUUACUCUGUUGGCACCACUGCUAGUUCAGUGGAAAGACCGACUGAGGAAUCGAGAUGGCUAGCUUUGUUGGAACGAGUUGCUGAACGCUUGUUACGGUCAAGCCUUGUUGAUUUGGGUACUGGUACACUGGGAUCAUCUAGGUAUCUCUUAUACUUUCUAAUGUGGUAUCCUUCUUUUAUAAAAAUGAGGGCAAAACACAAUUUGUCAUCACAUUCAAAAUUGUGUUUGGCUUGUGUUGUUUCUCACCUUUGCCGUGAACGUUACUGAAGUGAGCUUUUAUUCUUUCUUUCCUCGACAACUUUCGGCCACAAAUCGUGCAUUCUUGUCGAUUAUUUCUACCUAGAGUGAAUUCACAUCAUUAUUUAUAUCAUCGCCAAAACAUGGAUCCAAGGUAUCCACAAUCCAAAAGCAGAGAACUGGUCAGAAAAGACAGAAUAAUUUUGGGCUUCUCUUGAGACUGCAAUCAAUCAAGCCAGCGGAUUCUCUUUGCUGAAAGAUCCACGUGAUCAUGCCCGUGAUGGGAAACGAAGAAAACUCCAUUUAGCGCUCAUCUUUGAACGUACUCUUCAUCGGUUAAUCGCUCUUGCUUCAAGUUGUUUCUUUUCUCAACUGUUGUGAUUAAUAUAACACUUCUAAAGAUGGGUUUUAUUAUGGUUCAAUGGGAAAACGAGAGCAGCGUGAGUGUUGUAAAUGAAAAGAAAGUCGUUGGCGCCGUGGAAUUAAAAGAAGGGACAAUUAGGGACAUUUCGACUGGUACAAACAACGAACCAUUUAUAAGGCUAGGAUUUUGAAAGUUUGUGGUGAGUACAAACUGCGAUAUUCGUUACGUGAUCAAAAUCUUACCAAAGAAUAGAUAUAACGGCCUGAAUUAAGCUUACCUAACGUUCGGCGCAACUGAAACUCGAAUAAUUCCGAGAAUCGAAUUGGUCACUUGCAUGAGGCAGUUUCCUAAGCUCACACUUUAAAAUGAUAUAAAUCUACCAGUAAGGUUUCAAUAUUACUUUAGUCAUGUUUGGGAACAUUCUGACCUUGCUUUGCUUUGAAAAAUUCGACUAAAGAGAGUGCAGAAUUUAAAUCACUACCUUCUUUGUCAAAUUUUUGAUAACAUGAAUUAUUGAGGUGUUGUCUUUUUUCUACUCUUUGAUAGACAACAGCCAAUUUUUUUGAACGUUGAGCCAUAUUACACUGUAAAUGGCUGCAUAAAUAAUGAAGAAAAAGUAAUAUGCUGAGUUGUGUUGUUAUUCUUUAAAAAAUGUUCGGCUAAGAAAUUUGUUAAUGAAACAACGUCAAACACAUGCUGGUUCAUUGCAAAUAAAUUAUGAGAUCUUUAUCACACAUAGUCUGUGUAUUCAUGUACUGUUUGAAUCAUUUAUGAUCAACAGCUUGGGUAAGAUAAUGGGAUCCCAUUGGAGGUGUUAGUAUGUUCUCUAGCUUGUUGGAAAGUUUUGAACCCUCAGUGGAUUGAUGGGGUCUGUAUAGCUCACCUAGAAAAUGUUAUCCUCUUAAUUUUAAAGAUAAGGUUACCAAAGGGAUUGAUAAGAUAUCCCAUCUAGUACAUUUCAUAGAUCUGUGGUCUCCAGUGUUAGACAGGACCCCUCUAAGGAUUUUUCUUAAAGUGGGAAGCCAUCUGAAAUUUUAUGCAGGGUCUAGUCUGGGAUUGGCAGGAUUUCAGGUGUGAUCCCGCCUGGGAUAUGAUUUCCCAGGUGGGAAACUAUCUGAAAUUUGAGGUAGGAUCCCAAGAGGGAUUGGUAGGAUUCCAGGUUUUAUCCCGCCUGGGAUGUGCUAACCUGGGUGGGAUGCUACUAGGAAUUUAAGGUGGAAUCCCAACCUCAAUCAGUGGGACCUCUUGUGGGAUCCCAUGCGGAAUGUUCCAUAAUCCCAGGUGGGAUCCCACUUGGGAUCACACCUGAAAAAGGCAGGAUCCCAACUGGGACACACCUGGGAUCUCAGGUGGGAUCUGCGGGAUCCCACCUUAUAUUUUUACCUGGGUUUGACCGGUAUGCUUUUGUCUCCAACAUAUUUAGUUGACAUCAUACUAUUUCUCAAUCAAGCGUUUCUCCAUGUAACCAAAAGAAUGUUAUGUCUUAUCAUAAUUGCUGAGAAACCCCGCACACCUUCUGGUUAUGGUUUAUUUAAAGAAUUAAUAUUGUUCAGAUUAUAGUAGAUGCGACCAUUUGUGACCCCGCCAUACGAUUUCAGGGAGAAAGGUCAUAAAACGCUAACAACACUUUAUCACAACACGCUUAGUGUGUCUAGUAAGCGCAUAUAUUAUUUUUAACCAAUGAAAGACACUAUGGUUUGUUUCGGUCAAGUUAGCACGCUUUGUCUUUUAUUUGGGUAAGCGUGAUCGGUGUCACGCUUAGCGAGUAAUUUAACACAGUUUAACACACGAAAACGAAAUAUAUUGCUAAAUAUGCUAUUGGUUUAUCCAAAUCUUUUUCUUUAGAACUAGAUUGCACUCAAAUGUGAUGGGUAAGCUAAAAUAUUGCUUAACAGAUGAGUGAGAGAAAUGAAUUUUAACGCUGUAUAAUUCCAAGGAUCGUUAUGGUUUUCCUUAUUUGUAAAUUGCAUUGAUUGAAUGGAGGUUAAAGCACGUGACCGAGCGCGUGACUAAGCGCGUGACUAUCAUCCGCUUGAGUUUUCAAAAUACGAAACCAACAUUGUUUCUCACUUUAGGUCUCGUUGACCAUCCCCUUGAAAUCGCCAUGGUUAUUAGAGGGAAUAUACUUUAACACAGAUGUUUUGGCCGUUUACGGCUCUCUGUUAUGGCAACUUUUGAGUAUCUUAUGUAAGUUAAGUUGUUUCCGCGAUCCUGGCAAACUUGUCGUUUUUGCAAUGGGUUAGAUUUUGUUCUUCAACAUGCUACUAAAAAUAGAGAGUCACUUCUCCACAUAAAAAAGUAAGAAGUGUCUGCCUUAAAUUCUUGAAACUUGUUCGUGGCCAAAUGUUUCAACUUUGUUUAUUUUCUGAUCAGAGAGUCGAUAAUUAUAAAACACCAAUACGAGCUUCAGUCAAUUGACCUAGUAAUAUUACUGCAAGAAUUAGAGUACUUUGACUGUAUAAUGAUUACUUCAGCUUUACGUUCAGUUAACAUGCAGGCGGCACACUUGGUUACACACCAGCGUGCUGUGUUUGUUCACAUGCUAACUUUUGUAAUCAAAGGUUAACACGCUUUGCGUGUUAGCUUCCUCACGCUUCAAUGUUUAAUUUUUGUUUCCCGAAGAGCUGGGUUAACUACAGCCACACUUAGCUUACGGUUAAAAAGGUUUUUGAUCUAAACUUCCUCUCUUAAUGUAUUACUCAUCAAUGAAAGUAGUCCCAUUAGUAGUAACGGCCUUUAUUUCCAUACUGAAGAAACUUUGGCAAAUAGGUAAAUACGUUCACAUGGGAUUAUACUUUGUACAGGACCAUAUAUAUGAUGUUGAAACUAAAACAUUGUUAAUAAAAAUCAAAAGUAGCCAUUUAAAAGAAAGUAUUUUUAUCAAUGGACUUAUAUACUUAUUAUACUCUAAGUUUUUUAAAAGUGCCGGAAGUAUAGAUAUCCAACUUAAAAGCAAUUUUAAAUGGAUUUCUCUUCAAGUAGCACAGCAACAACUCGAUCAACUCAAGUUGAGGUGCUGUACGUAUGUAUCAUUUGUUUUAUAAUGUUACUUUUUGUCUCUUUUUAAGUGCGUCUACUUCAAGUUCGUCAAGUGUGUCAACUUCAUCAAGGUAUCAAAACAAUAUUACUUAAUCACUAGAUGUAAUUAUCAUAUUAGUUUUACCCCGUGAACAAGUUCGUCAAGUUUGUCAACCUCAUCAAGGUAUCAAAACAGUAUUACCUAAUCCCUUCAUGUAAUUUUCAAAUUAUUUUUAACCCGUGAACAAUCUACAUAGCCUUUCAAAGACCGUUAAAUAUAUUUUUAAAUGUUUUAUCAGUGUGUCGACAUCAAGUUCAGCUUCCACCUCGUCAAGUGUCUCAACUUCGUCAAGGUAACGAAAGACGAUUGUUUUGCAUUACCUCUUAUGCUAUCUUAAAUUCUUUAGUCGUCUUAUUUCUAAUCUGUUAUGGGCAUCGUUUUGAGUUCUGUUAUCUUUAUCGUUUCUAUUUCUCAUACUGUCGACAUGAAGCCAUAAAAUGCCAAUUUGUUUUUAUUGAUAUUAUCGUUUUUAGCGCUUCAACUUCAAGUUCGGUGUCAACAUCUUCCUCGGCGUCGACGUCAUCGACUGUUUCAACACCAACGACGACCAGGUAUCAAAAGUGUCUUAAAGAACUUCUUUAUAGACCUCGUUAGAAAAAAGCUUUAUCCUCAUCUGUUUGUUAAACUACUUUACAUGUACUUUAUUGUUUCUACAUCCAGUUCUGCGUCCACAUCAUCAUCAAUCUCUACAUCUUCAUCAGCGUCCACAUCGUCAAGUGCAUCAACAUCGUCGUCAGCGUCGACGUCAUCAAGUGCAUCAACCUCAUCCUCUGUGUCGACAUCAUCGAGUGUCUCAACAUCGUCGUCAAUUUCGACUUCAUCGAGCAUUUCAACAUCGUCUUCGGCAUCCACAUCAUCAAGCGCCUCAACAUCAUCAUCAGUGUCGACAUCAUCUUCGGUCUCAACACCAACUACAACGAGGUAUACACCUCAAUGAUUCAGAUCAAUCUCAUAUGAACAUAUGAGACUUGAAUCUCAUAUUACCACAUUUCGAGACAAUAAUAGUACAAUUAUUACGUUGACCGGUAUGCUCGUGUUGCUAUCAUAUGUUGGUUGACAUCUUACACUUUCUAAAUCAGUUUUCUUCCUGUAACCGAACCGUUAUUAUACUCUAUCCUGAAAGACCCCUGAGUACUCCUUAUUAUAAGUUUUUGAAGGAGUUAUUUUUAAAUGCUGUGUAUACACACGUUGAUCUAUAACUUUAUUCCAUGUUUUUAUUUCAGCGUUUCCACUUCAAGUUCAUCAAGUGUGUCAACUUCCUCAAGGUAUUUAGGAGUUGUUGUAAAUUUUGUUGUAUCAGACACAUAAGUAGUUUUAUUAACAUGUCCUAAAGGUUCAACCAUAAACUACUUUAUUUGCCUUCUCGACAAUUACAAUCUGUAAUUUUUCUUGCAGUGUGUCCACAUCAAGUUCUGCAUCAACUUCGUCAAGUGUCUCAACAUCGUCUAGGUAACAAGGGACAUGAUGGCUUUACGUUAGAUCUUUAUGUCAACUGAACACAGUCAAUCAUGUCAUUUAUCAGUCGUAAGAGGAGUAGUUGAAUCAUUGCCUCUUAUAUUUUAUUGUGUUUUGCAAAUGAUCCUUAGUUUCAUUUAUCUGUGGUUUGUGGCUUGUGGCAAUUCUUGCUUUUGUUUUAAUUUUUCUUCUUUUGUAUUAUGUAUGUAAAGUGUGACAUAUAUUUUGGUGUGUUGCAUUUUUUAAUCAGCGCUUCCACUUCAAGCUCUGCGUCAACAUCAUCAUCGGCGUCAACGUCAUCGAGUGUUUCGACUCCAACAACAACCAGGUAUGAAUGAUAUACUUCCGACCAUGAUUCUGGAGGUGUCCAUUCAUUUUGUUCUAGACUUUACUUAGACUCUGCAAAAAAAGAUGCCUAGAUCCUUGUCCUUAUUCUUCAGUAAAAGUAUACUUGUUGGUUUUUAGUGUUUCUUCUUCGAGUUCCGCGUCCACAUCAUCGUCGAUUUCAUCAUCAUCUAGUGUAUCCACUUCUUCUAGGUAAUUUUUGACGAUUUCUAUAUUAUUUGAGGAAGUCUAAUUCGAUGCAACACGUUACCUUUUCUUUGUAAGAGAAAAAAUGUUUAUUUUAGGAUAAAUAUCAUUUUAAACGAUUUUUGAGGCAAGUUUCACUCAUUAUUCAUUGUCUCCUGCAUUAUUCUAUAUUGCUGGCUUCAAAGAAGCUAGAAAUUGUUCUAGCGUCUAUAGUUUAAAACAAGCAAUUUAAGCUUUGUCUCUAAAAAUGAAGUUUGUUUUAAGAAUUUAAUUAAACUUUCAAUUAAGUGAUUGUUUUUUUAAUAUAAUGAUUAAUAUUUCUUUUUAGUGUGUCUACAUCAAGUUCUGCAUCAACAUCAUCAAGUGCUUCGACCUCGUCGUCAGUGUCGACAUCAUCAAGUGCUUCGACGUCAUCGUCAAUAUCAACUUCAUCAAGUGUAUCAACAUCGUCGUCAGUGUCGACAUCAUCAAGUGCUUCAACAUCGUCGUCAUUGCCAACAUCGUCGAGUGCUUCAACAUCAUCGUCAGUGUCUACUUCAUCGAGUGUGUCAACAUCGUCGUCAAUUUCGACCUCAUCGAGCAUUUCAACAUCGUCGUCUGCAUCAACUUCAUCCAGUGCUUCAACAUCAUCAUCAGUGUCAACAUCAUCAAGUGCCUCCACAUCAUCGUCAGUGUCGACAUCAUCUUCUGCUUCGACACCAACUACGACGAGGUAAGGACUUAAUCGUGUUUAGUUUUUAAUAGACGCGACUAUUUUAGUUGUCUGAGCUAAGGAAAGCCUUUAUGAGAAAUACUACUCCUGAAAUGCUUGGUUCAUUACAUCCAUACUGAGCUCACAAUUGAAACGAUUUUGAUCUAAACCUUGUUUCCUAAUGUAGUAGUCAUUAAUAAUAGCAGUCCCAUAAGUAUUAUCGGUCUUCAUUUCCAUACUGAAUAAACUUUGUCAAAUAGGUAAAUACGUUCACACAGGAUAAAAAUCUUAUUUUUUUUCUUAUCUCUUUUAGAAGAACAUAUAUAUGAUAUUGAAACUAAACCAUUGAUCGAAAAAAUUAAAAGUAGGCAUUUCCAAUAAAGGAAUUUUAGCAAUGGAGUUAAAUACUUAUUACACUCUAAGGCUUUUAAAACUUCCAGAAGUAUAGACAUCUAACUAAAAAGAAAUUUUAAAUGGAUAACUCUACAGGUGGGUUAAUGGAAUGAAAAGAAAUCGGACUUGUUGGUAGCACAGCAAGAACUCAAUUAACUCGUGCUGUGGUACUGUACUUAUAUUGCAGUUGUUUUCUCAUGGUGGUUUUUAUUUCUCUUUAAAGUGUGUCUACUUCAAGUUCGUCAAGUGUGUCAACUUCAUCAAGGUAUCAAAACAAUAUUACAAGAUCUUCAGAUGUAAUUAUCAAAUCAGAAUUACCCCAUAAACAAAACCACAAAGGCAAUCAGAGAAACUAUAUAAGCGGCUUUUCUAACGCCAUGAUAUAUAUUUAUAUAAUAUUUUAUUAGUGUGUCGACAUCAAGUUCAGCUUCCACCUCGUCAAGUGUCUCAACUUCGUCAAGGUAACGAUAGAUGAUCGUUUCAGAUUACCUCUUAUACUUACUUUAAUGUUUGAUCGUUUCAGUUUGUUAAGGGCAUCGUUUUCAAUUCUGUUAUCUUUGUUCGUUUUUAUUUCUCAUACCGUCGACAUAAAAUCAUUAAAAUACCAAUUUCUUUUUAUUUAUAUUAUCGUUUUUAGUGCUUCAACUUCAAGUUCGGUGUCAACAUCUUCCUCGGUGUCGACGUCAUCGAGUGUUUCAACACCAACGACGACCAGGUAUAAAAAUUGUUUCAAAGAACUCCUUUAUAGACCUCGUUAGAAGAAAACUUUAUCCUCACUUGUUUGUUAAACAACUUUAUUUGUAUUUUAGUGUUUCUACAUCAAGUUCUGCGUCCACAUCAUCAUCAUCAAUUUCAACAUCAUCAUCAGCGUCCACAUCGUCAAGUGCCUCAACGUCGUCGUCAGCGUCGACGUCAUCAAGUGCUUCAACAUCGUCGUCAGUGUCGACAUCAUCGAGUGUCUCAACAUCGUCGUCAGUCUCGACUUCAUCGAGUGUCUCAACGUCGUCGUCUGCAUCAACUUCAUCGUCUGCAUCAACUUCAUCGUCUGCAUCAACUUCAUCGUCUGCAUCAACUUCAUCAAGCGCCUCAACAUCAUCAUCAUCAGUGUCGACAUCAUCUUCGGUCUCAACACCAACUACAACGAGGUAUAUACUGCAAUGUUUGUUCAAGAACGUAAAAUGAUAUGAGACUCAAAUCUGAUAUUGCCACUUUUCGAGAUAAUAAUGAUAGAAUUAUUACCUUGACCGGUAUGCUCUUGUUUCCAUCAUAUGUUGGUUGAUAUCGUACACUUUCUAAAUCAGAUUUCUCCCUGUAACCAAAACGUUAUUAUACUCUAUUGCUGAAAGACCCUUGUGAACUCCCAAUCAUGAGUUUUUGAAGGAAUUAUGUUUAGACUUUAGUUGUGCUGUGUAUACUCAGUCUUAUCGAUAAUUUUAUUCCAUUUUUUAAUUUUAGUGUGUCAACUUCAACUUCAUCAAGUGUGUCAACUUCCUCAAGGUAUUUAAGAGUCGUUUUUAAAUGGUGCAUCAGAAAAAUAUGUAAUUGUAUUAGCAUUUCUUAAAGAUUCAAUUAACAAUUAACUACUCUAUUUGGCUAUAGGACAAUUCACAUCUGUAAAUUUUCUUGUAGUGUGUCCACAUCAAGUUCUGCAUCAACCUCCUCAAGUGUCUCAACAUCGUCAAGGUAAGAAAGAAUACGAUGGUUUUACAUUAGAUAUUUAUUCGAACUGAAGUAGGCGAUUGUGUCAAUGAUUAUUUGUAAGAGGACCGGUUUGAUGAUUGUGUUUAUUGUCAGUUUAUUGUGUAUUGCAAAUGCAUCAUCGUGUAAAUUGCCAGUUGUUGGUGAACUUUUGUAAUCACUGCCUUCAUUUUCAUUUUUUUUCAUUUUUUAUGUAAAAUAUGACAUAUAUUUCGGUGUAUUAAACUUUCCAAUCAGUGCUUCAACCUCAAGUUCAGCGUCAACAUCAUCAUCGGCGUCUACGUCAUCGAGUGUUUCAACACCAACAACAACGAGGUAUAAAUGAUAUUUUUGAGUUCUUGUAUUUUGUCGACUCUACUUUGUCAUUACAUCAUUAUUUAAUACAUCCACUUCUCCAAGGAUACUGUUGAUGUUUUUUUCCUUUUUCUGAUAUGAUUUGAGAGAAUUCAUUUUAAUACUGCAUGUUACUUUCUUCUCAAAUCUUUUUUCAUAAGUAUAAACAUGUUUUGUUUCAGAUCAUUUUCAUUUCAAUACCUUUUGACAAAAAUUGACAACUUUUUUAGUACAUACUAAUGUCUAAGUACCCAUAUAAUGUUUUGGUGUCAAUGACUUAAAAAAGUAGCAAUUUAACCCAUGUCAUCAUUAAUUCUGUGUAAAUGAAGUUUUUUUCGACACUUUACAUAUAUUUUUAAUAAAGUUACUGUUUCCUGUAAUAUUGUGUAAUAUCUCUUGAUAGUGUCUCUACAUCAAGUUCUGCAUCAACAUCAUCUAGCGCUUCUACAUCGUCGUCAGUGUCUACAUCAUCAAGUGUCUCGACAUUUUCAUCAAUCUCGACCUCAUCGAGCAUUUCCACAUCGUCGUCGGCAUCAACAUCAUCCAGCGCUUCAACGUCGCCCUCAGUUUCGACUUCAUCAAGUGUAUCAACAUCGUCAUCAGCGUCGACCUCAUCAAGUGUGUCAACUUCGUCGUCAAUUUCGACCUCAUCGAGCAUUUCAACAUCAUCGUCGGCAUCAACUUCAUCAAGCGCUUCUACAUCGACGUCAGUGUCGACAUCAUCAAGUGUCUCGACAUCUUCGUCAAUUUCGACCUCAUCGAGCAUUUCCACAUCGUCGUCGGCAUCAACAUCAUCGAGCGCUUCAACCUCAUCGUCAGUGUCAACAUCAUCAAGUGCUUCAACUUCAUCAUCAGUUUCCACGUCCUCUAGCGCUUCAACAUCGUCCUCAUUUUCGACUUCAUCGAGCAUUUCGACAUCAUCGUCAGUGUCUACAUCAUCUUCUAUUUCGACACCAGCUACAACGAGGUAAGGAUUUAAUCUUGUUUAGUUUUUAAUAGAGUCGAUCACUUUGUCUGACCUUUGGAAUGCAUUUAUGAGAAAUAUUUCUACCUAAGAGUUGGGCUCACUACCUCCACACCUUGCUUACAACUUGAAUGAUUUUGAUCUAAGCCUUGUUUGUAAUGUAGUAGUCAUUAAUAAAAAUAGUCCCAAAAGUAUCCUCAGCCUUCAUUUCCAUUCUGAACAAACUUUGGCAAAUAUGUUCACUUUGGCUUAAAAUAGACUCUUUUUCCUAGCCUUUUUACAAGAAACAUAUAUAUGGUAUUGAAACUAAAACAUUGAUCGCAAAAAUUAAAAGUAGGUAUUUACAUGAAAAAGUUUUAUCCAUGGCCUUAAAUACUUAUUAUACUCUAAGUUUUUCAAAAGUGCCGGAAGUAUAGAUAUCCAACUUACAAGCAAUUUUAAAUGAAUAACUCUUUCAGUAGCUUAAAGGAGUGAAAAGAAACUGGAAUUUCUGAUAGCAAAGCGAAAACUCGAUGAAAUCAAGUUGAGGGACUGUACAUAUGUUGCAGUCGUUUUCUCAUGUUACUUUUUAUUUCUCUUUAAAGUGUGUCUACUUCAAGUUCGUCGAGUGUGUCAACUUCAUCAAGGUAUCAAAACCGUAUUACUUCAUCCCCAGAUGUAAUCAUUAAAUUAGAAUUACCCCGUGAAUAAAACUGCAAAGCCGAUCAAAGAAACUAUGAAAGCUUCCUUUCUAACGCAAUUCAAUUUGUAAUUUUUUUUAUUAGUGUGUCAACAUCAAGUUCAGCUUCCACCUCGUCAAGUGUCUCAACUUCGUCAAGGUAAUGAAAGACGAUUGCUUUACAUUACCUCCUAUGCUUACUCAAAUUCGUUAAUCGUUUUCUUUUCUAUAUAUAUAGCAUCGUUUUGAGUUCUGUUAUCUUUGUUCCUUUAUAUUUCUCAAACUGUAGAUAUAAAGCCAUAAGAUGCCAAUUUUUUUUUUUUUUUUUUUUUAUAUUAUCGUUUUCAGUGCUUCAACUUCAAGUUCGGUGUCAACAUCUUCCUCGGUGUCGACGUCAUCUAGUGUUUCAACACCAACGACGACCAGGUAUAAAAAUUGUUUCAAAGAACUUCUCUUAUGAACCUCUUUUAAAAUAAACUUUAUCCUCAUCUGUUUGUUAAAAUACUUUACUUGUAUUUUAGUGUUUCUACAUCCAGUUCUGCGUCCACAUCAUCAUCAAUCUCAACAUCUUCAUCUGUGUCCACAUCGUCAAGUGCCUCAACAUCUUCGUCGGUGUCAACAUCAUCCUCAGCAUCGACGUCAUCAAGUGCCUCGACGUCUUCGUCAGCAUCAACAUCAUCAAGUGCUUCAACUUCUUCAUCAGCGUCGACAUCUUCAAGUGCUUCAACAUCUUCGUCAGUGUCGACAUCAUCUAGUGCUUCAACAUCAUCAUCAGUGUCGACUUCAUCAAGUGUCUCAACAUCAUCGUCAAUUUCGACUUCAUCAAGCAUUUCGACAUCGUCGUCUGCAUCAACUUCAUCAAGCGCUUCAACUUCAUCAUCAGUGUCGACAUCAUCUUCGGUCUCAACACCAACUACAACGAGGUAUAUACUGCAAUGUUUGAAUUAAAGAACGUAGGACGAUCUGGGACUCAAAUCAGAUAUUGCCACUUUCCGAGACAAUAACGAUGCAAUUAUUAAUUUGAGAUUUAUGCUCUUGUUUCCAUCAUAUGUUGGAUGAUAUUGUACACUUUCUAGACCAGAUCUCUCCCUGUAAUCAAAACGAUAUUAUACUCUAUUGCUGAAAGACCCUUGUGAAUUCCCCGCCAUUGGUUUUUGAAGGACUUAUGUUUAAACUUUAGUUGCGCUUUGUAUACACAGUUUUAUCGAUAGUUUUAUUCCGUGUUUUAAUUUUAGUGUGUCUACUUCAAGUUCAUCAAGUGUGUCAACUUCCUCAAGGUAUUUAAGAGUUGUUUUUAAAUUUUGGUGCAUCAGACACAUAUAAUUUUUUUAACCAUGUUCAAACGGUUAACUAUUUAAUUUGCCUUUUCGGCAGCUUAACUCCGAUAAUUUUCUUGCAGUGUGUCCACAUCAAGUUCAGCAUCAACCUCUUCAAGUGUCUCAACAUCGUCAAGGUAAAGAAAAUAAUGGUUUUAUGUUAGAUCUUUAUGCUAACUGAAAACAGUCAAUCGUGUCAUUUAUCAGUCGUUAGAGGACCAGUUUAAUCAUUGCCUCUUUUUUAUUUUGUGUUUCGCAAAUGAUCCUUAGUUAUUUGUCUGUGGUUAGUGGCUUGUUGCAAUUCUUGCUUUUGUUUCAACUUUUCCUGUUUGUAUUGUGUAAAUGUGACCUAUAUUCUGGUGUUUUAUUUUGUAAUCAGCGCUUCCACUUCAAGUUCAGCGUCAACAUCAUCAUCGUCAUCCAGUGUUUCAACUCCAACAACAACAAGGUAUGAAUGAUAUACUUCAGACCAUGUUUCUGAGGGUGUCCAAUUUUUUUGUUCUCGACUUGACUUGGACUGAAAAAGGAAAAAAGAUACAUAGACUCUUCUCCUUAUUCUUUUGUGAAAGUAGACUUGUUGGGUUUUAGUGUAUCUACUUUGAGUUCCACGUCCACAUCAUUGUCGCUAUCAUCAUUAUCUAGUGUAUCAACUUCCUCAAGGUGAUUUUUCUGUUGAUUUAUUCAUCAUUCAAGAGUCUAAUUCAAUGCAACAUGUCACCUUUUUCCUUGUCAAAGAAAAAAUGUUUAUUUUGAGAUGUGCCAUUUAAACGUGUGUUGACACAAGUUUCACUCUUGUCCACUGCACUAUUCUAUCUGGCUUAAAAGAAGGUAGAAAUUGUUUUAACAUUUAUAGUUCGAAAAGAAGCAAUUUAAACUUUGUCUCUGGAAAGUGAAGUUUGUGUUGAUUAUGAAACUGAUGUUUCAAGAAAGUGACUGUUUUCUAAAAUAAUGAUUAACAUCUCUUUGUAGUGUCUCUACAUCAAGUUCUGUAACAACAUCAUCAAGUGCUUCAACGUCGUCGUCAGUAUCGACAUCGUCAAGUGUAUCAACAUCGUCGUCAGUAUCGACAUCAUCAAGUGCUUCAACAUCAUCGUCGGCAUCAACUUCAUCUAGCACUUCAACAUCAUCAUCAGUGUCGACAUCAUCUUCUGUCUCAACACCAACUACAACGAGGUAUGCGCUUCAUAGACUCACCUCAAUCUCGUAUGGGACUCAAAUCUAAUAUUGUCGUCUUUUUAGGUUGUAGCAAUACAAUUGAAACUUUGACCGGUAUGCUUUUGUUUCUAUCAUAUUUAGUUGACACCAUACCAUCUCUGAAUCAGGAUGCAAGCGUUUCUAAAUGCAACCAAAAGAAUAUUAUGUCUUAUCAUAAUUGCUAAGGAAACCCUAAGACUUUCUGAUGUAUGAUUUUAAAUAUGUUUCCAUUUUAGUGUGUCUACUUCAAGUUCAUCAAGUGUGUCAACUUCCUCAAGGUAUUUAAGAGUUGUUUUUAAAUUUUGGUGCAUCACACACGUAAUUUUUUAAAACAGGUUCAAAAGGUUUAAUGAUUAAUUACUUUAUUUGCCUAUUCGACAAUUAAAAUCUGUUAAUUUUGGUGCGUUCGACACGUGUAAUUGUAUUAACUUGCCUUAUAGAUUCAAUUAACGAUUAAUUACUUUAUUUGCCUAUUCAGCGAUUAAAAUCUGUCAAUUUACUUGUAGUGUGUCCACAUCAAGUUCUGCAUCAACCUCGUCAAGCGUCCCAACAUCUUCAAGGUAAGAAAGAACAUGGUGGUUUUACGUGAGAUCUUUAUUAUAACUGAAAUAGUCAACCGUGUCAAUGAUUAUUUGUAAGAGGACCGGUUGGAUGAUUGCGUUUAUUUUCAUUUUAUUGUGUAUUGCAAAUGAUCAUAGUGUCAUCUGGCAGAUGUUGGUGAACUGUUGUAAUCAUUGCCUUUGUAUUAAUAUUUUUUUCAUUUUGUGUGUAAAAUAUGACAUAUAUUUGGUGUAUUAAACUUUCAAAUCAGUGCUUCAACCUCAAGUUCAGCGUCAACAUCAUCAUCGGCGUCCACGUCAUCGAGUGUUUCAACACCAACAACAACGAGGUAUAAAAGAUAUUUUUCAGUCCUUGUUUCUGGACCACUCUAGGAACUCCUUUUGUAUUUUCGCGAGUCUGCUAAGUCAUUAUAUUAUCAUAACUUAAUGCAUCCACUUCUCCAAGGUUACUGUUGAUGAUAUUUUCCCUUUUCUGAUAUGACUUGAGGGAAUUCGUUUUAAUACUGCGUGUUACUUUCUUCUUAAAUCUUUUAUUAUAAGAAUAAACAUGUUUUGUUUCAGGUCAUUUUGAUUUCAAUACCUGUUUACAAAAAUUGACAACUUUUUUAGUACAUACUCAAGUUGGUAUGUCACCAGUGGCUGGCGAAGUGAACUUUUCUGGUUUGUAGACAAAAAUGUUUAAGUACCCCUAUGUUGUUUUGAUGUCAGUUUGACUUAAAAAGCAGCAAUCUAACCCAUGUCAUCAUUUAUUCUGUGUAAAUGAAGUUUGUUUUGACUUUACAUAAAUUUUCAAUAAAGUUACUGUUUCCUGUAAUAUUAUGUAGUGUCUCUACAUCAAGUUCUGCAUCGACAUCAUCAUCUAGUGCUUCUACAUCGUCGUCAGUGUCGACAUCAUCAAGUGUCUCGACAUCUUCGUCAAUUUCGACCUCAUCGAGCAUUUCCACGUCGUCUUCGGCAUCAACAUCAUCGAGCGCUUCAACCUCGUCGUCAGUGUCAACAUCAUCAAGUGUAUCAACAUCGUCAUCAGCGUCGACAUCAUCAAGUGCUUCUACAUCAUCGUCAGUGUCGACUUCAUCAAGUGUGUCAACCUCAUCGUCAAUCUCGACUUCAUCGAGUAUUUCGACAUCAUCAUCAGCAUCAACUUCAUCAAGCGCCUCAACAUCAUCGUCAGUGUCGACAUCAUCUUCUGUUUCGACACCAACUACGACGAGGUAAGGACUUAAUUUUGUUCAGUUUUUAAUAGAUUUGACCACUUCAGUUGUCUGAGCCAAGGAAAACGUUCAUGAGAAAUGUUACAUCGAAAAGCUGGGUUCACUUUAUCCAUACUGAGCUCACAACAGAAACGAUUUUGAUCUAAUCCUUGUUUCCUAAAGUAGUAGUCGUAAAUAAUAGUAGUCCCAUAAGUAUCAUCGGUCUUCAUUUCCAUACUGAAUAAACUUUGUCAAAUAAGUAAAUACGUUCACAUGGUGUUAAAAUGGAUAUUUUUUUCUUGGCCUUUUUACUAUAACAUUAUACUCUUAAGACUUUUUAAAGUGCAUAGCACAGUAAAAACUCUAUUAACUCAUGUUGUGGUACUUUACAUAUGUUGUAGUUGUUUUCAUAUGUUACUUUUUAUUCCUCUUUAAAGUGUGUCUACUUCAAGUUCGUCAAGUGUGUCAACUUCAUCAAGGUAUCAAAAUACUUUUACCCGACCCCCAUAUGUAAUUAUCAAAUCAGAAUUACUCCGUGAACAAAACUUCAAAGGCAAUCAGAGAAACUCUAAAAGCUGCCUUUCUAACGCCAUAUUAUUAUUCAUUUUUUACAAGUGUGUCGACAUCAAGUUCAGCUUCCACCUCCUCAAGUGUCUCAACUUCGUCAAGGUAACGAAAGACGAUUGUUUUACAUUACCUCUUAUGCUUACUUAAAAUGUUAAAUUGUUUUACUUUUAGUUUGUAAAGAGCAUCGUUUUGAGUACUGUAAACCUUUUUCCGUUUUAUUUCCUAUACCGUCGACAUAAAACCGUUAAAAUGCCAAUUUAUUUUAAUUAAAUUUAUCGUUUUCAGCGCUUCAACCUCAAGUUCGGUGUCAACAUCUUCCUCGGCGUCGACGUCGUCGAGUGUUUCAACACCAACGACGACCAGGUAUAAAAAUUGUCUUAAAGAACUUUCAGUAUUGACUUUGUUAGAAAACAACUUUAUCCUCAUCUGUUUGUUACACUACUUUAUUUGUGUUGUAGUGUUUCUACAUCAAGUUCUGCAUCCACAUCAUCAUCAAUCUCAACAUCUUCAUCAGCGUCUACAUCAUCGAGUGCUUCAACGUCGUCAUCAGCCUCGACAUCAUCCAGUGUCUCAACAUUGUCCUCAGUGUCGACAUCAUCGAGUGUUUCAACAUCAUCGUCAAUUUCGACCUCAUCCAGUAUUUCAACAUCGUCCUCGGCAUCAACAUCAUCAAGCGCCUCGACAUCAUCAAGCGCCUCGACAUCAUCGUCAGUCUCAACGUCACCGGUUUCGUCACCAACUAAACCACGGUACUAAUUUAUGGGAGUCGUGAAAAAGUUAUAUCGGCCCUCAUUUUUACUAAGAGUAAACAUGAAUAACCCCAUGAUUGCCACAUAUUUUGUUUAAAAAUAUUGAGACUUAAGCUGUGCUUAACACCCUGUAUCCAUUUUCUGAUAUGAAUCUUUAUUUCCCUUCUCAGAGUUUCCACUAGUUCGAGUUUGUCAAUUGCGUCAACUUCUUCAACCUUGACAUCUACCUUAAUGAACUUGCUUUUAGACUUCGUUGGUCUCACUAACAAUUUAUAUAUUGUACUCCUUUAAGGACAUGACAGUUCUUAAAAAGGAUUGGUAUUCCGAUUAAUCUAUGCUGCUUUCUUCUUAGUGUAUCCACCUCAAAGGUUGUGUCGACCCCAUUUAAACCUCAGACAGAAACAAAGGUAUCAACGAGGUUUCCCUCAUUGUACACUCCUUCGAAAUCCUCCGAAGAAGUUUUUUCAUUACGAUCUAGGUGAGUUGAAAGAUUUCCUUCCGUACCUACACAUACAUUUUAUUACUUGAAUUCGUAUUUACAGCUUUUCGGGCACAUCAUAGAAAGAGGUGUAUUCCAAUCCGCAUGUACCAGAUCAGAAAGAAAACUGUUAAAAGAAAACCGUUAAUAGUCUCUCAUUUUUAAUUUUUUGGCCUUGAUAUUACCCUUCAUGGAGGAAGAAUUUUGUUGUUCUAAAAAGAUGUCUCAACUCAAUCCACAUUGCCUGGAGGGCUUCAUUAAAGGUCUUCUCUUAAAAACAAAGUUAAGAGAUUCAUCAAUGAACAUUCUUACGCGCCUCCUUUCGCCAGUGGUUUUUGAUCAUAUUCGAAUAUGUAGCUAGGUAUCGUUGCUGGACAUUUCUCUUAAUUAGCAUUAAAGAUUUUUGUUUCUGUUAUUCUGAUUGUAACCAAACUAUUAUUAUAGUCUAUCAUAAAGCUUGAAAGACCCCUAGGAACCCCCCUGGAUGGGUUUUUAAAGGACUUAUGUCUAAAGUUGAGUUGUGUGUAUACAUUCUGAGCCAUAAUCUUAUUCCAUGUUUUCAUUUUAGUGUGUCUACUUCAAGUUCGUCGAGUGUAUCAACCUCCUCAAGGUAUUUAGAAGUUGUGUUUAAGUUAAGGCGCAUUAGACACAGAUUCAAUUGUGGUAACAUCUUUAAAAUAUGUAACGAUUAACUACCUUUCUUAGCUUUCCAACACAUAAAUUUUGUUAAUUUUCUUGUAGUGUGUCGACAUCGAGUUCUGCAUCAACUUCGUCAAGUGUCUCAACAUCGUCAAGGUAGGAAAGAACAUGAUGGUUUCACGUGAGAUCGUUAUGUUAACUGAAAACAAUCGAUCGUGUCAUUUAUCAUGGUCAGAGAACCAGUUGGAUCAUUUGCUUUAAUUUAAUGUUAUUGCGUUUCGCAAAUGAUCCAUAGUUUUAUUAGCCAAUAGUAAGUAGACUGCUGCAGUUGUUGCCUUUUUUUAAAUUAGUUUUUGCACCUUAUAUGUAAAAUAUUACUUAUAUCUUGUUGUGUUUUACUCCAACAACAACAAGGUAUAAAUGAUAUAUUUGAGACCAUAUAUCUAGAGGUGAAUAUGUUUUUGUUCUCGACUUAUCUUAGACAUUGAAAAAUAGAUACAUAGAUUGUAAGAGUAAAUAUGUUUUUUGGAGAUCAUCGUCAUUUUUUAUAUCUCUUUAUUAUUUACUGAAGUUAAAUACUCAGUACUCAUUGAUGUCUACUGCAUUAUUCUGGAUUUUUGUUUUCGAAGAAUCUAUAAAUAUCAUAACGUCUAUAGUUAAGAAGUAGAAGUAGUUAAAGCCUUGACAUCUUUUUCCGUUGACAGGAAGGUUUUUUUAAAUUAAACUUUAAAGAAAGAGACUGUUUUCUUAAAGAAUGAUUGAAAUCUCUUUGUAGUGUCUCUACAUCAAGUUCUGCAUCAACAUCAUCAAGCACUUCAACAUCGUCGUCAGCAUCAACAUCAUCAAGUGCUUCGACAUCUUCAUCAAUAUCGACAUCAUCGAGCGCUUCAACAUCUUCCUCAUUGUCGACAUCAUCAAGUGCUUCGACAUCAUCGUCAGUAUCGACUUCAUCAAGCAUUUCAACGUCGUCGUCAAUUUCCACUUCAUCGAGCAUUUCGACAUCGUCAUCGGCUUCAACUUCAUCGAGCGCUUCAACUUCAUCAUCAGUGUCGACAUCAUCUUCUGUGUCGACACCAACUACAACGAGGUAUGCGCUACAUGCAUUCAGUUCAAUUUCGUAUGAGACUCGCACUAAUAUUUUCACAUUUCGAGGUAGUAGCAAUACAAUUGAAACUUUGACCUGUAUGCUUAUGUUUCUAGUAUAUCUUAAAUGAUAUCAUACAACUUCUAGGCAGGUUGAAAGCUUUUUUCACUGUAAACAAAAGAAUAUUGUGUCUUAUCAUAAUUGCUGAAAAACCCCUCAGAUCUCCUGAUCGUGGGUUGUUGAAAGACGUACAAGGUUUGAUUGAGAUUUUAAUCCAUGAUUUUAUUUCAGUGUCUCUACCUCAAGUUCAUCUCGUGUGUCAACUUCUUCAAGGUAUUUACAUUUUGUUUUCGAAGUCAAGGUGUAUCAGACGCAGAUUGUAUCAGAUUGAUUUAGAGAUUUUUAAGAUAGACUAUUUCUACUUACCUUUUCGACCCUUGAAAUCUUUUCAUUUCCUCGUAGUGUGUCGACAUCAAGUUCUGCGUCGACUUCGUCAAGCGUCUCAACAUCGUCAAGGUAAGAAGAACAGAAAGAGGUUUAGAUCUUUAUUUUAGCAAAGAAUAAUCCAUUGCGUCAAUCAUUAUUUGUAUGAGGACCCAUUGGAUCAUUGCCUUUAUUUUUACGAUAUUGGGUAAUGUUUAUGAUCCAUAGUAUCACUUCUCAGUGGUUAAUGGACUGUUGUAAUAUAUUUUGGCGAAUUUUACUUUCCAAUCAGUGCUUCAACUUCAAGUUCUGCGUCCACAUCAUCUUCGGCGUCUACAUCAUCGAGUGUUUCAACACCAACAACAACGAGGUAUAAAUUAUAUUUUUGCUUCCUGACGUCAUCGUUACCCUGUACAUCCGCUUCUUAGAGGGUUACUAUUAAUGUUUUGAUACAACCUUCUACUUUUUUCAUAUUUGUUUUUAAGGAUAAACCUUUUUUUGUUUCAAAUCACUUUUCUUUUAAUACCUGUUGACGAAGUCAACUUUUUUUUUUUAUCCUAAGUUGGUGAGUUAGUCCUUUCUCUAAUUUUGUGCCUAAGUGUCCAUUUCUGGCCUAUAGACGUUAAUGUUCAGAUACCUAUAUAAUGUUUUGAUGUCUUCGAGAUGAAAUGUGGGAGUUUAACCUAUUUGUUCUUUUAAUCUUUUCAAGUGAAGACUUGCUUGAAAGUUACUGUUUCCUUUAAUAUUUUCUCGUGGCUUUUUUGAAGUGCUUCUACAUCAAGUUCUGUGUCAACAUCAUCAAGCAUUUCAACGUCAUCGUCAGCAUCAACGUCAUCAAGUGCUUCUACAUCGUCGUCAGCGUCGACAUCAUCAAGUAUUUCUACAUCGUCAUCAGCGUCGACAUCAUCAAGUGCUUCCACAUCGUCAUCACUGUCGACAUCAUCUAGUGCUUCAACAUCAUCAUCAGUGUCGACUUCAUCAAGCGUGUCCACAUCGUCGUCAAUUUCGACAUCAUCAAGCAUUUCGACAUCGUCGUCUGCAUCGACUUCAUCAAGCGCUUCAACUUCAUCAUCAGUGUCGACAUCAUCUUCGGUCUCAACACCAACUACAACGAGGUAUACGCCACUAUGAUUUAGUUAAAUCUCACAGGACGAUAUGAUACUCAAAUCUCAUAUCGCCACAUUUCGAGACAAUAGCAAUACAAUUAUUACCAUAAACAGCUUGCUCUUGUUUCUAUGAUAUGUUGGUUAAUAUUUUACACUUUCUAAAUCAGUUUUUACCUGUAACCAAACUAUUAUUAUAGUCUAUCAUAACUCUUGAAAGACCCCUAGGAACCCCCCCUGGAUGGGUUUUUAAAGGACUUAUGUCUAAAGUUGAGUUGUUUGUGUACAUUCUGAGCCAUAAUCUUAUUCCAUGUUUUUCUUUUUAGUGUGUCUACUUCAAGUUCGUCGAGUGUAUCAACUUCCUCAAGGUAUUUAGAAGUUGUGUUUAAGUUAAAGCGCAUCAAACACAGAUUUAAUUGUAGUAACAUCUUUAAAAUAUGUUACGAUUAACUACCUUUCUUAAAUUUACAACACUUCAAUUUUGUUAAUUUUCUUGUAGUGUGUCGACAUCGAGUUCUGCAUCAACUUCGUCAAGUGUCUCGACAUCGUCAAGGUAGGAAAAACCAUGAUGGUUUCACGUGAGAUCGUUAUGUUAACUGCAAAUAGUCGAUCGUAUCAUUUAUCGAUCCAUAGUUUGAUUAGUGUAUAGUUAGUGGACUGCUGUAGAUGUUGUCCUUGUUUUAAUUUGUUUUUGCACCUUAUAUGUAAAAUAUUACCUACAUUUUGUUGUGUUUUACUUUCUAAUCAGUGCUUCAACUUCAAGUUCUGCGUCAACAUCAUCCUCGGCGUCGACUUCAUCGAGUGUUUCAACUCCAACUACAACAAGGUAUAAAUGAUAUAUUUGAGACAAUAUUUCCGGAGGUGAAUAUGUUUUUGUUCUCAACUUAUCUUAGACAUUGAAAAAUAGAUACAUAGAUUAUAUCCCUUAACCUCUUGUAAAAGUAAACUUGUUGGUUUUUAGUGUAUCUACUUCAAGUUCCGCGUCCACAUCAUCGUCGAUUUCGUCAUCAUCUAGUGCAUCUACUUCUUCAAGGUGAUUGUUAAUGUUUUUUAUAUUGUUAUACAGAGUCUAAUUUAAUGCAACAUGUCAACUUUUUUCUUUACAACUUCUUUGUAAGAGUAAAUAUGAUUUUUUUGAGAUCAACGUCACUUAAUAUCUCUGUAUUAUUUACUGAAGUUAAAUACUCGGUACUCAUUGAUGUCUACUGCAUUAUUCUGGAUUUUUGGUUUCCAAGAAUCUAUAAAUUUUCUUUACGUUUAUAGUUAAGAAGUAGAAGUAGUUAAAGCCUUGACAUCUUUUUUUCUUUGACAGUAUGGUUUUUUGAAUUAAACUUUUAAGAAAGAGACUUUUCUUAAAGAAUGAUUAAAAUCUCUUUGUAGUGUCUCUACAUCAAGUUCUGCAUCAACAUCAUCAAGCGCUUCAACAUCGUCGUCGGUAUCAACAUCAUCAAGUGCUUCGACAUCUUCAUCAAUAUCGACAUCAUCGAGCGCUUCAACAUCUUCCUCAUUGUCGACAUCAUCAAGUGCUUCGACAUCAUCGUCAGUAUCGACUUCAUCAAGCAUUUCAACGUCGUCGUCAAUUUCCACUUCAUCGAGCAUUUCGACAUCGUCAUCGGCUUCAACUUCAUCGAGCGCUUCAACUUCAUCAUCAGUGUCGACAUCAUCUUCUGUGUCGACACCAACUACAACGAGGUAUGCGCUACAUGCAUUCAGUUCAAUCUCGUAUGAGACUCGCACUAAUAUUUUCACAUUUCGAGGUAGUAGCAAUACAAUUGAAACUUUGACCGGUAUGCUUUUGUUUCUUGUAUAUCUUAGAUGAUACCAUAUAACUUCUAGGCAGGUUGAAAGCUUUUUUCACUGUAAACAAAAGAACAUUAUGCCUCAUCAUAAUUGUUGAGAAACCCCUCAGAUCUUCUGAUCAUGGUUUGUUGAAAGACGUACAAGGUUUGAUUGAGAUUUUAAUCCAUGAUUUUAUUUCAGUGUCUCCACUUCAAGUUCAUCAAGUGUGUCAACUUCUUCUAGGUAUUUUUAUUUUGUUUACAAAGUCAAGGAGUAUCAGACACAGAUUGUAUCAGAUUGAUUUAGAGAUUUUUAAGAUAGACUAUUUCUACUUACCUUUUCGACCCUUGAAAUCUUUUCAUUUCCUCGUAGUGUGUCGACAUCAAGUUCUGCGUCGACUUCGUCAAGCGUCUCAACAUCGUCAAGGUAAGAAGAACAGAAAGAGGUUUAGAUCUUUAUUUUAGCAAAGAAUAAUCCAUUGCGUCAAUCAUUAUUUGUAUGAGGACCCAUUGGAUCAUUGCCUUUAUUUUUACGAUAUUGGGUAAUGUUUAUGAUCCAUAGUAUCACUUCUCAGUGGUUAAUGGACUGUUGUAAUAUAUUUUGGCGAAUUUUACUUUCCAAUCAGUGCUUCAACUUCAAGUUCUGCGUCCACAUCAUCUUCGGCGUCUACAUCAUCGAGUGUUUCAACACCAACAACAACGAGGUAUAAAUUAUAUUUUUGCUUCCUGACGUCAUCGUUACCCUGUACAUCCGCUUCUUAGAGGGUUACUAUUAAUGUUUUGAUACAACCUUCUACUUUUUUCAUAUUUGUUUUUAAGGAUAAACCUUUUUUUGUUUCAAAUCACUUUUCUUUUAAUACCUGUUGACGAAGUCAACUUUUUUUUUUUAUCCUAAGUUGGUGAGUUAGUCCUUUCUCUAAUUUUGUGCCUAAGUGUCCAUUUCUGGCCUAUAGACGUUAAUGUUCAGAUACCUAUAUAAUGUUUUGAUGUCUUCGAGAUGAAAUGUGGGAGUUUAACCUAUUUGUUCUUUUAAUCUUUUCAAGUGAAGACUUGCUUGAAAGUUACUGUUUCCUUUAAUAUUUUCUCGUGGCUUUUUUGAAGUGCUUCUACAUCAAGUUCUGUGUCAACAUCAUCAAGCAUUUCAACGUCAUCGUCAGCAUCAACGUCAUCAAGUGCUUCUACAUCGUCGUCAGCGUCGACAUCAUCAAGUGUUUCUACAUCGUCAUCAGCGUCGACAUCAUCAAGUGUCUCUUCAUCGUCAUCAGCGUCGACAUCAUCUAGUGCUUCAACAUCAUCAUCAGUGUCGACUUCAUCAAGCGUGUCCACAUCGUCGUCAAUUUCGACAUCAUCAAGCAUUUCGACAUCGUCGUCUGCAUCGACUUCAUCAAGCGCUUCAACAUCAUCAGUGUCGACAUCAUCUUCGGUCUCAACACCAACUACAACGAGGUAUACACCAUCAUGAUUUAGUUAAAUCUCACAGGACGAUAUGAUACUCAAAUCUCAUAUCGCCACAUUUCGAGACAAUAGCAAUACAAUUAUUACCAUAAACAGCUUGCUCUUGUUUCUAUGAUAUGUUGGUUAAUAUUUUACACUUUCUAAAUCAGUUUUUACCUGUAACCAAACUAUUAUUAUAGUCUAUCAUAACUCUUGAAAGAUCCCUAGGAACCCCCCUGGAUGGGUUUUUAAAGGACUUAUGUCUAAAGUUGAGUUGUUUGUGUACAUUCUGAGCCAUAAUCUUAUUCCAUGUUUUUCUUUUUAGUGUGUCUACUUCAAGUUCGUCGAGUGUAUCAACUUCCUCAAGGUAUUUAGAAGUUGUGUUUAAGUUAAAGCGCAUCAAACACAGAUUUAAUUGUAGUAGCAUCUUUAAAAUAUGUUACGAUUAACUACCUUUCUUAAAUUUACAACACUUCAAUUUUGUUAAUUUUCUUGUAGUGUGUCGACAUCGAGUUCUGCAUCAACUUCGUCAAGUGUCUCGACAUCGUCAAGGUAGGAAAAACCAUGAUGGUUUCACGUGAGAUCGUUAUGUUAACUGCAAAUAGUCGAUCGUAUCAUUUAUCGAUCCAUAGUUUGAUUAGUGUAUAGUUAGUGGACUGCUGUAGAUGUUGUCCUUGUUUUAAUUUGUUUUUGCACCUUAUAUGUAAAAUAUUACCUACAUUUUGUUGUGUUUUACUUUCUAAUCAGUGCUUCAACUUCAAGUUCUGCGUCAACAUCAUCCUCGGCGUCGACUUCAUCGAGUGUUUCAACUCCAACUACAACAAGGUAUAAAUGAUAUAUUUGAGACAAUAUUUCCGGAGGUGAAUAUGUUUUUGUUCUCAACUUAUCUUAGACAUUGAAAAAUAGAUACAUAGAUUAUAUCCCUUAACCUCUUGUAAAAGUAAACUUGUUGGUUUUUAGUGUAUCUACUUCAAGUUCCGCGUCCACAUCAUCGUCGAUUUCGUCAUCAUCUAGUGCAUCUACUUCUUCAAGGUGAUUGUUGAUGUUUUUUAUAUUGUUAUACAGAGUCUAAUUUAAUGCAACAUGUCAACUUUUUUCUUUUCAACUUCUUUGUAAGAGUAAAUAUGAUUUUUUUGAGAUCAACGUCACUUUUAAUAUCUCUGUAUUAUUUACUGAAGUUAAAUACUCGGUACUCAUUGAUGUCUACUGCAUUAUUCUGGAUCUUUGGUUUCCAAGAAUCUAUAAAUUUUCUUUACGUUUAUAGUUAAGAAGUAGAAGUAGUUAAAGCCUAAAACCUUUUUUCUUUGACAGUAUGGUUUUUUAAAUUAAACUUUUAAGAAAGAGACUUUUCUUAAAGAAUGAUUAAAAUCUCUUUAUAGUAUCUCUACAUCAAGUUCUGCAUCAACAUCAUCAAGCGCUUCAACAUCGUCGUCGGUAUCAACAUCAUCAAGUGCUUCGACAUCUUCGUCAAUAUCGACAUCAUCGAGCGCUUCAACAUCUUCCUCAUUGUCGACAUCAUCAAGUGCUUCGACAUCAUCGUCAGUAUCGACUUCAUCAAGCAUUUCAACGUCGUCGUCAAUUUCCACUUCAUCGAGCAUUUCGACAUCGUCAUCGGCUUCAACUUCAUCGAGCGCUUCAACUUCAUCAUCAGUGUCGACAUCAUCUUCUGUGUCGACACCAACUACAACGAGGUAUGCGCUGCGUGGAUUCAGUUCAAUCUCGUAUGAGACUCGCACUAAUAUUUUCACAUUUCGAGGUAGUAGCAAUACAAUUGAAACUUUGACCGGUGUGCUUUUGUUUCUAGUAUAUCUUAAAUGAUACCAUACAACUUCUAGGCAGGUUGAAAGCUUUUUUCACUGUAACCAAAAUGAUCAUGGUUUGUUGAAAGACGUACAAGGUUUGAUUGAAAUUUUAAUCCGUGAUUUUACUUCAGUGUUUCUACUUCAAGUUCAUCAAGUGUGUCAACUUCUUCAAGGUAUUUAAAUUUUUUUUCAAAGUUGAAAUGCAUCAGACACAGAUUGCAUCAGGUUCAUUUAAAGAUUUUAAAGAUAGACUAUUUCUACUAGCCUUUUCAACACUUGGAAUCUUUUCAUCUCCCCGUAGUGUGUCGACAUCAAGUUCUGCGUCAACUUCGUCAAGUGUCUCAACAUCGUCGAGGUAAGAAGAACAGAAAAAACUUUAGAUCUUUAUUUUAAUUGAAAAUAGUCCAUUGUGUCAAUAUUAGUAUGAGGACCCAUUAGACCAUUGCCUUUAUAUAUUUUGGUGAAUUUUACUUUCCAAUCAGUGCUUCAUCUUCAAGUUCGGCGUCAACAUCAUCUUCGGCGUCUACGUCAUCGAGUGUUUCAACACCAACAACAACGAGGUAUAAAUUAUACUUUUGCUUCCUUACGUUAUCAUUACCUUGUACAUCCGCUUCUUACAGGUUACUAUUAAUAUUUUGAAGCAACCUUUUACCUUUUUUCAUUUAGUUUUUAAGAAUAAACCUUUUUUGUUUCAAAUCACUUUUAUUUUAAUAUCUGUGGACGAAGUCAACCUUUUUUUUUAUUCGUCAUUCUUCAUUCUAAUUUUGUGUCAAAGUGUCUAUUUCUGGCCUGUAGACGUUAAUGUUCAGAUAUCUAUAUAAUGUUUUUAUGUCUAGAGAUAAAAUGUAGGAGUUUAACCUAUUUGUUCUUUUAAUCUUUUCAAGUGAAGCUUUGUUUGAAAGUUACUGUUCCCUUUAAUAUUUUCUAAUGGCUUUUUUGAAGUGCUUCUACAUCAAGUUCUGUGUCAACAUCAUCAAGCGUUUCAACGUCAUCGUCAGCAUCGACAUCAUCAAGUGCUUCUACAUCGUCGUCAGCGUCGACAUCAUCAAGUGUCUCAACAUCGUCAUCAGCGUCGACAUCAUCAAGUGCUUCCACAUCAUCAUCAGUGUCGACCUCCUCAAGUGUGUCAACAUCGUCGUCAAUUUCGACUUCAUCGAGCAUUUCGACAUCAUCAUCGGCAUCGACUUCAUCGAGCGCUUCAACAUCAUCGUCAGUGUCGACAUCCUCCUCUGUUUCGACACCAACUACGACGAGGUAAGGACUUAAUCUUCUUUAGUUUUCAAUAAUAUGAUAUUAUGAUAUUGAAACUAAAGUUUUGAUCGAAAAAAUCUAAGUUAGGCAUUUAGAAUUUAAAACAAUUUCAUCGAUGUGAAUAAAAUAAUUUAUAUACUUUAAACUUUUUGAAAGUUCUUGAAGUGUAGAUAUAGUGCGUCCUCUUCUUCGGCAACAACAUCAUCAAGCACUUCAACAUCGUUGUCGAUGUCCACAUCAUCUAGCGUUUCAACAUCGUCAUCAAUUUCGACCUCAUUGAGAUUCUCGACAUCGUCGUCGGCAUCAACAUCCUCAAGCGCUUCAAUAUCAUAGUCAGUGUCGACAUCUUCUGUUUCGCAAGAUUUCAUUUUAUCACAAGUCGAGACCGUACGCUUACACUUUCAAGCAGUAAGCCGAGGGUCUCGUUAUUCCUGCAAUUGAAAAACUCUUAUGCGCCAUUCUAAUGAUUGUAAAACUCCGUACAAAGCAAGUUUUGUUUGUAAAAAUUUUGAUAAGUUUUCAAUGAAUUAAGCGUUUACAGUUUACACAAGGAACUGAUCGAUUUUCUUUUUCAGUGUGUCCACGUCAAGUUCAUCAAGUGUGUCAACUUCCUCAAGGUAUUGAAGAUUGGUCAAAAAUUUUCAUGUUUAUGAAAAACAGAUAUUAUUAUAUAUUUUUCAAAGCCGUAUUUAUCUGCCUUUCUGACGCCUGAGAUCGUUUAAUUCUCCUCUAGUGUAUCGACUUCAAGUUCUGCAUCAACCUCAUCAAGUGUGUCAACCUCUUCAAGGUAUCAGCAAAUUAUCCAUCAUUCUAUGGAGGACUAUUUUGAUCACUGUUACUUUAUUCUUUUUUUCGUAAUUUAUAGUAGAUGGUAUAAAUUUAUCGGUGAACGUUGUAUUUUUUAAUCAGCGCUUCAACUUCAAGUUCUGCGUCAACAUCAUCAUCGGCGUCGACGUCAUCGAGUGUUUCGACACCAACAACGACAAGGUAUGAAUGACAUUUUAGUGACCUUUCUCCUGGAUCUCUUAAGGUGUUUAUUUUAUUUUGAUUAUUCUUUUUACGGCUUGACAUAAUCAUCACGAAGGGGAUAUAUAGACUUUUGUCUCAAACUUUGUAUAAAAGUAGCCUUUCUUCACUCCGUCGUGAGUUUCAACAUCUUUGUCUUGUUCUUUGUUUGCUAAUUCUAUGAUGAAGUUAAGUUGCCCUUCAGAUAUAUAGUUUCAUGAAGCGAUAGUUUACUUUUUAUUCAAAAGAUUUUUAAAUAACCAGUCAUCAUUUUGAAUAAAUUGUGACACAUUUUAGUGUCUCUACAUCAAGUUCUGCUUCGACGUCUUCGAGUGUUUCAACUUCGUCGUCGGUGUCAACUUCCAGCUCUGCUUCGACAUCGAGCUCAGUGUCGACGUCCAGCUCUGCUUCGACAUCCAGCUCAGCUUCGACAUCCAGCUCUGCCUCGACAUCAAGUUCAGCAUCCACAUCUAGCUCUGUCUCGACAUCGAGCUCAGUGUCGACGUCCAGCUCUGCUUCGACAUCCAGCUCAGCUUCGACAUCCAGCUCUGCCUCGACAUCAAGUUCAGCAUCCACAUCUAGCUCUGUCUCGACAUCAAGUUCUUUGUUGACUUCAUCAUCAAUCUCAAGUUCAUCGAGCCUGUCGACCUCGUCAAGGUAUGAUGAUUUCCAAAGCUUGUUUUGGGUGCCCUAGAGUAUUAUUUUGUUAUCGGGAACGAACUUUGUGGUUUAAAAUGAACCCGACUGCGAUCUUGCUUAAAGGGGAGUAACAUAUUGAACCUUCACUUUCUCUUCAGUGAGUAAUUGCAGGAAUUUAACAGAAUUCCAGCUGAAUAUUCGGUGAUCUGCGCCAUAAGCUUUUGUUGCAACUCAGUAAAUGAAAACAUUUAAGAAAUACGCAGCUUUUGAUAAUCUUAACUCAUUUUUUUUUCUUUCAUAAAGUAAAACGCCGACCUCAACUUCUCUCAGUACGUCAUCAAGGUACGUUUCAUUCUUUCAACCAUUGUUACCUGAAACUUAUUCAGAUUUUUAGUGGUCAAAAACUCACAAACCAAACGUAUUCUUAGUUAUGCUUUGAAAGAAAUAGCUUUUAACAGUUUGAUGUAAUUGUCUCCUCGCAGCUCGAGUCUUAGCUCCUCAAUUUCUUCUUCAAUCUCACCGACUACAUCCUCGUCAGUUUCGACAUCUGUCUCAAGUAGUAAGUGCUUCGAAUAUUUUAGCAAUCGUUAAUCUUUAUUUAGAGGAAUUUUCUUGAGUAUCACACUUCCCUUCAAAUUCUCCCCCCUCCCACCCCAUAAAGCUUAAAGCCCUAUGUAUGAAAAAUUAUUCGCGUUAAUCAAUGGUUUUAAGUAACUUUCGACUUUUUUAUUGUGAAAGCUUACUUGUCAGGGCGUUAUUUUUUUAGCAACAACACUUGCUGAAAUGUUAUAAAUCUAGAUCGAACUAAAUGUUUUUCACAUCCCAUUGUCACGGCAUGCCGCCUUAAAAACCCCUUUAGCUACAUUUACACUUGUGAUUAAAAAUUGAAAAGUACCCAUACCGAAAAAAGAGGUUCUUUUCUAACCACAACUGACCUUUUUUGAACAAAUUAGGAGGUAAUUCUCUCAAGGUGUCUAGUUUUUUCGUGUACGCACGUCACAAUUUUUGAAAUGCAGAAUUCCCACGCUUUUUGGAAGUAAUUUUGUUUCACUUUUUCUUUGGCUUCCAGGUUCGAUCUGUCCGAUUUGUGUAUACACAAAUAGAUUCAAUGAAACUGAAAAGCAUCAC
Messenger RNA from Pocillopora meandrina, 30004 nucleotides. NCBI's taxonomy places the organism in Eukaryota, Metazoa, Cnidaria, Anthozoa, Scleractinia, Pocilloporidae. The record is from the annotation of a GenBank genome assembly.